ACUUCCGCCGGCGACCCCUUACCGACCCUGCCCACCCCCUGCCCGUCCUGCACACACCUUGUCAAAGGAGCAGAGCUACUCGCAGGGGUGCUUGCAGGUCUUUGUCCUGCAGCGACUGUGGGAGACGGGCGCUGGGGCGUGGGGAGCGCGGUCCAUCCCCUGGUCGUUGCGGGGGAUGUUCCCUAUCCCCAGGGCAGCCCCGGAGCCUGGGAAGAAGCCCCGUGUUGCCAGGUGUUGGCGUCCACUCAGCUUUUAGGGGUGCACGCCUGCUCCCUUAGGGGCGCCGGGGCUGCCAUGGCCCCCAGCCACCUGUCGGUGCGGGAGAUGAGGGAAGAUGAGAAGCUCCUGGUGCUGGAGAUGCUGAAGGCUGGCGUGAAGGACACGGAGAACCGAGUGGCCCUCCACGCCCUGACGCGGCCACCUGCCCUGCUCCUCCUGGCGGCGGCCAGCAGUGGCUUGCGCUUUGUCCUGGCCUCCUUCGCCCUGGCCCUCCUACUGCCCGUAUUCCUGGCUGUGGCAGCCAUGAAGCUGGGCCUUCGGGCUCGGUGGGGCUCGCUGCCUCCUCCGGGCAGCCUGGGGGGGCCCUGGGUGGCUGUGUGCGGCUCAGGUGACGUGUGCGGGGUCCUGGCCCUGGCCCUGGGCUCCAACGCUGGGGACGGGGCCCGGGUCACCCGCCUCUCCGUCUCCCGCUGGCACCGUCGCCAGGGCGUGGGCAGGCGGCUGCUGUCCUUCGCUGAGUCCCGGGUACGCACCUGGGCAGGUGGGGCAGGGGAGCCCCGAGCCCGCCUCGUGGUCCCCGUGGCUGUGGCAGCUUGGGGCGUGGCUGGGAUGUUGGAGGGCUGUGGCUACCAGGCUGAGGGGAGCUGGGGCUGCAUGGGCUACACUCUGGUGAGGGAGUUCAGCAAGGACUUGUGACUCUGAGCUGAACACCUACUGUGUGCGUGCGCACCUACUGUGUGCACGAGCACCUCCUGUAUGCAGCAGGCACAUUCACGUCUUCCCUGUGCAAAUCCCCAGCUCACCUAGGGCCAAGAAACUCAGGCCUGCAGAGGGCAAGAGACCCGGCUGCAGUCUCAGGUUCAUCUGUAAUGUGUGAACUUCUCUGAGAGAUCAGCCUGUCCCACCCCCUGCCUCAGGUUCUGUCUGCACUGAGAAAUCUCUCCUGGUCUGUGUCUUUCAAGUGGGGACGGCGGGGGUUCAAUGCAUGUGCUUGAAGGGGGUGGGUCUGGAGCCAGAGGGACGAGCAGAGCCUCCGCCAGAGACGUUUGUUUCCCAGAGAGCCCAGGGCCAGGAGGGGGCGAGCAUAAGGGCGGCCCCUCCCCGGGGGGGGGGGAAGGUGGAGGCUGAGAGGGGCAGCCAGACCCGUCUGGUUUUUUACACCCGGUUGUGAAUAAAGCCUGAAACUGCUCUGUGGCCCGGAUCCCUCUC
Messenger RNA from Artibeus jamaicensis (Jamaican fruit-eating bat), 1428 nucleotides. It is a transcript of the gene NAT14, whose product is annotated as N-acetyltransferase 14 (putative). Bases 295 to 915 code for a protein of 206 amino acids. The record is from RefSeq and is a predicted model, not a curated record. NCBI's taxonomy places the organism in Eukaryota, Metazoa, Chordata, Mammalia, Chiroptera, Phyllostomidae. The transcript has 3 exons. Gene Ontology annotation, molecular function: N-acetyltransferase activity.